AUGUCUCAGACUUCGAUUGAACCUGUCGAUAGAGAUAAUGGAAAGCCAGAUAACCUAAAUGAUAUGUCGUAUGAAAGGUCUCCCUCUCCUGGAAAAAUUGGGAAACAAAGGAGGAAAAAGAAACGUGGGAACAAGAAAAAGAGUCAACUUAGACUUGAAGAUACUGAUCAAAGUAUACAACAAAACCAGCAGGGAACCCAGGAGUACGAAACACAAGAGGAUGAUUACUACAGUGAACAUCUGUACAAUGGUGAGUUGUUAAUGCAUACAUAUCACACACUACCAUUAUCACUGCGAAAAUUUUGGAAUCGAAGAUACGAAUUAUUUUCUAGAUACGACGAAGGUAUAUAUCUUUCAGCAGAACUAUGGUAUAGUGUGACUCCAGAAUUGAUUGCCAAAUAUAUUGCACAGCUCUUUGUCAAGAUUUUACCACCCGAUGCUAAUUACGGAUUGGAUGUGUGUUGCGGAGGAGGCGGGAAUAUGAUCCAGUUUGCCCAAUUUUUUGACUCAGUAGGUGGGAUAGAAAUCAAUGGCACGAAUUUGUGUUGUGCUGAACAUAAUGCACAGGUAUAUCAAGUUCAAGAUAAGACGUGGACAUUGAAAGCCGACUGGAGAGAAAUUACUAAACUUAAAGAGAAUAAAGAAAUAAAUUACGAUUGGAUUCCGGAAAGUAUACGAGAAGCAAGGAAAAACGUACCAUCUAAUCGGAUAUUUGACUUUAUAUUCAGCUCCCCACCAUGGGGAGGCACGAACUAUGAUCGACAUGAAUUCAAUUUAUAUGCUAUGCAACCAUUCAAUAUCACCGAACUUUUGAAAACAAUGACGCAAUACACCGAUAACAUUGGGUUAUUUCUCCCGAAGCUGUCGAACUUGAUGCAAUUGAGCUUAACUACUAAGGAGGUAUAUGGUGACUAUAAAAAAUGCAGGGCGGUUUAUAUAAACUCAAAAGGCAGGUGUGUUGCUUUAUUGGCAUUAUUUGGCGAUACAUUUACAGCGAGAUUUGAUGAAUUGGACGAUAUCAGUGAGGAGGCUUUAUUAGGAACUGCUGUAGAUGAGACCGAUCAAGGUGAAAAGAACGCCGGUCAAGGAAAUGUGGACAACGAAACAGAGGACGAGGACGGAGCUUCGGAUGCGGAAAAUAGAGAAGAAGUUGCAGAAAGUAGCUCUGAAGAGGUAGAAUCGGAUAUAGGGGAAUAUAACUAA
This is a messenger RNA of Lodderomyces parapsilosis, 1203 nucleotides long. RefSeq names its product RNA methyltransferase. The record is from RefSeq and is a predicted model, not a curated record. Gene Ontology annotation, molecular function: RNA cap trimethylguanosine synthase activity. Gene Ontology annotation, cellular component: nucleus. Bases 1 to 1203 code for a protein of 400 amino acids. Gene Ontology annotation, biological process: 7-methylguanosine RNA capping; 7-methylguanosine cap hypermethylation. The transcript has a single exon. Lineage: Eukaryota; Fungi; Ascomycota; Pichiomycetes; Serinales; Debaryomycetaceae.